Molecule: messenger RNA, 4770 nt
Organism: Felis catus (domestic cat)
Lineage: Eukaryota; Metazoa; Chordata; Mammalia; Carnivora; Felidae
Gene: TMEM120B
Product: transmembrane protein 120B
Exons: 12
Coding region: 127-1182 (351 amino acids)
Biological process (GO): fat cell differentiation
Cellular component (GO): nuclear inner membrane
Source: RefSeq, a predicted model, not a curated record
GUGGCUCCGGCUGCGCAGGAACAGCUGGUGUCUCCGAAGGCGGCCGGCGAGCGGACGGGCUGUGGUGCUGGCGGCCAGUCGCGCCACGCUGCGGGAGCCGCCGCCGCCGCCUCGCACCGCCGCACCAUGUCCGGCCAGCUGGAGCGUUGCGAGCGCGAGUGGCAUGAGCUGGAGGGAGAAUUUCAGGAACUGCAGGAAACCCACAGGAUCUACAGGCAGAAGCUGGAGGAGCUGACUUCACUUCAGACUUUAUGUAGUGGCUCUAUCAACAAGCAGAAGACGCGACUAAAGGACUUGAAGCACACACUCCAGAGGUACAAGCACCAUGCGAGUCGGGAGGAGGCAGAGCUCAUCCAGCAGAUGAGUGCCAACAUCAAGGAGCGGCAGAAUGUCUUCUUCGACAUGGAAGCCUACCUGCCCAAGAAGAAUGGGCUCUACUUAAACCUGGUCCUUGGCAAUGUGAAUGUGACCCUUCUCAGCAACCAGGCCAAUUGUGUGACCUUUUCUGGGGGUGUCUAUCAAUGCAGAUUUGCUUACAAGGAUGAGUACGAGAAGUUCAAGCUCUACCUGACCAUCAUCCUGCUCCUAGGUGCUGUGGCGUGUCGAUUUGUCCUUCACUACAGGGUGACUGACGAAGUUUUUAACUUCCUGCUGGUGUGGUAUUACUGCACCCUGACAAUCCGGGAGAGCAUUCUCAUCAGCAAUGGCUCGAGAAUUAAAGGCUGGUGGGUGUCUCACCACUACGUGUCCACGUUCCUCUCUGGAGUGAUGCUGACCUGGCCUAACGGAUUAAUUUAUCAGAAGUUUCGUAAUCAGUUUUUAGCGUUUUCCAUUUUUCAGAGCUGUGUCCAGUUCCUGCAAUAUUAUUACCAGAGGGGCUGCCUCUACAGGCUGCGGGCUCUGGGAGAGAGGAAUCAUCUGGACCUCACGGUGGAAGGGUUCCAGUCCUGGAUGUGGCGGGGCCUCACCUUCCUCCUGCCUUUCCUGUUCUGUGGCCAUUUCUGGCAGCUCUACAAUGCCGUCACGUUGUUUGAGCUCUCCAGCCACGAGGAAUGCAGAGAAUGGCAGGUGUUCGUGUUGGCGCUCACUUUCCUCGUCCUCUUCCUUGGCAAUUUCCUGACCACACUCAAAGUCGUGCACGCGAAACUUCAGAAGAACAGAAACAAAGGGAAGAAGCUGUGAGCCAAGGGACCUGUGUACCCCCAGCCCCUGGGGUUCAAGACUGCAGGGGGUUCCAGCUGGCACCUGAUUUCCUCCCCACAGUGUCCUUGGCCACUGCAGCAGCCACCUCAGGGGCCAGCGCAUCACUGGUAGAAGGGCCAAGGCCCUGGUCCCCGGUGGACAAGAGGAACGUGGCCCCUGCCCGUCUGCACAAUGUUAGCCUGCUCAGCCUCCCUAUUUAUGACAUAUUUAACACGGGGUCCUCCCGACUGCCCUAGAAUCCGCAGUCUUCCCUCGCUGCCCUUUCACGGCUGAGACUGGGUCAGUCUUCCUGGGCGGGGGCCUAAAGCCUCAGGGAGCCCCUCAGGUUGGGGUUUGGAUGUGCCUCACUGGAGUGCCGACCUGCUACUUACUGAGUCCCCAGCAGGUGGAAGGAAACCCCUCGGCGUCCUGUGGAGCCUCCCUCCCCGGGGCAAACCGGCAAACCGCUUCCGCUGUAAGCUCUCCCGGCCUCCGCUGCUCCGUGGUGGGGUAUUUAAGUUCUCAGAGAAUCACUGUCUGUCUGUGCCUGGUGCUCUUUGUGCUUCCUCUCCCUCCUGCUGGCCACCUGGGGAGAAGUGCCCUGCCUCCCCGAGGGCCUGGUCCCUGGGGUGGGCCUGAGGCGAGGGGGGUGCUGCUACCACCAGAGGGCGCCCCAGCCUUGGCAUCACUUGGGUGGUUUGAGAUAGUCUGGUGUUGGGUUUUUUUGAAUUUGAAAUUUUGGCUUCCUGACCCCCACCCCUCAACCCACUUUCCUGAAUUCUUGCAGUGAGUGGGACCCUUACUUUCAGCGCUGGCUGGGACUUAAGCCAUCACAGAGCUCACCCACCCUCCCCUUCAGGUUCUAGAAUGUUGGUGGGGAGAGUCUGAGCAGGCUCACUUCUGGGAGGUGGCACUUGGAAGCCAGGACAAGUCCGCUGGUCACCUUGUGUUGGAUUCUGUACUUGAAUGCUUGUGGGGAGGAUGAAGAAGCUAGCAAGUUUGGUUGAAUGUUCGGCGCCUUCUCCCACACGCGAGCCUCAGCUGCCUUUAACUAUUUCCCUACAAAUCCCCUCUGACCAGAGUUCAGGGCUGGCAUCCACAGUCAUGCUUUGGCUCUCAGAGGAGUUUAAGCUUCUUUUUUAAUUGUUACAUUUUUAAAAUAUGAAAUUUCCCCUCCACCCCAGUAAGAGUCCACAUAAAAACCCAGAUUUCUACUUUCCCUAGAAAAAUGGAAAGAUCUGUCAACAUUCCCACAGGGCAGUUCUUGGCUGGGCUGAGCUGCCUGCCUAGGAUGGGGUGCUUGCUUUCUAGUAUGCCACAGACCCACCACUCCCUUUUGUAGCUGUCCUGUCUCACUCGUUUGCACCUCCCAUCUGGCCCUAAGGCACUUGAGUUUUCCCUAGACUAGGAGUCGGUAAACUUUUUCUGUAAAGGGCCAGAUGGUAAGUAAAUAUUUGAGGGCCAGAUAAUCUGUUACAACUACCUUAGCCUGCAGUUGUAGGGCAAAAGCAGCUAAUGCAUACAUAAAUGAGUGUGGCUGUGUCCCAACAAAACUUUAUUUACAAAAACAGGCAGCUGCCAGAUUUGGUCCACAGACAAUACGGUUUGUGGACCUCCGUCCUAUAUCAUUUGUCCAUGAGGCCUUGGAUUGACGACACUCUUGACUCCCCAGGUCGUGGCAGGGCCUUGGGGAACCUGUGUGAGGUGGGUGGAAUACAGAAGUCUCUCUCCCUAGCAAUUGGCUUCAGAGAGGCUCAGGCUUAGUGGGGCUGAGGCAGGAGAUCCCGGGGAGGGCAGGAGGCACCUGAAGCCGUUAUGCCGCGUUCAGUAAGGCUGACUCCUGGCUCACUCAGGAAGCAAGCAGCUCUCAAUCUGUGGGACAUUAGAAUCACCUGGGGCACUUGUUUAAAAGCUCCCGGAAGUGCAGACCUUCCAGGAGGAGGUUCAGUGGAUCUGCAGCUGGGGGUUAAGUGUGUUUUCACAGGAGGUCAAGGGGGUCUCAGCUCCAGAACUCCACAUCCUGGCAGAAGUGGAGGCUGUGAGGGACAGAGGAAACUUGAUGACUAUUAAAAUGAGCCAGUGCCGUCCUUUUGCAGAUAGGGAGAUAGUCCACAGAGAGGAGUGACUUGCCCAAGGUCACUCGGAGCCAAUGUCACUUUCAUCUCAAGUUCCUGGCACUGGGGGGUUGCAGGUGAGGAGCCCCUGAGCAGGGGUUGGAUGUGUGGUCCAGGGUACUUUUUGCUUUUUGAGAGAGUUUCUUGUCCCCCUUGGGCAUGUGUGCCGGCUCUGCAAAGAUGGUGGCCCAGCCAAAGGCUGAGACUGGAGUCCUCUGUGGGGGGGCCGGGGCCACUGUUGGCCCCCGUGUCCGGGGCUGGUGCCUGUGUUGUCCCGAUAGGCCCCUAUCCCAUCGUGGUCCCCGAGCUCCUGGAGGAAGGAAGUGAGGAGCUGGAGAGUGCAGCCGUGCCUAUCUCCAGAGCCCAGGGAGGCGGGUGACAUGGGAGCAGCGGUCUUGGGGGGGGCCGUGUGGAACGCUGACGAAUCCACACUUAUCCACGUACCAGAUGUAGUUCUUUGUUUUAAGCAUAGGUUUUGAGGACCUACUGGGUGUGCAAAGGGGGAUACACGUGGCUGGGGGGAGGCCGCGUACUCCUGAGUCCUGGGGAUGGGGACAUAUGCCGGUUCCAGGUACAGAGGGACUGAGUCCAGCACCCUCACCCACCUCCAUGCGGGCCACAGCUCCAGUGUGAACCCAAAGGUGAGUUCAUGGUCAGAGCCGCAGCUGGGAAAUAAAAGAUCUCCAGAAUGUUCGAAGAGUCUAACCAGAGGCUCCAGACACAAGGAGACACCCACCUUCAGGUGCCCUUGGAAAGCUGGGGAUGGGGCAGGAUCUCGGGGUAUAAUCCGGGGCUGGUGGCCUGGCCCCUGUCAGUCUUGCCCUGAGGGCUUUGUGCCCUACCCAGAGGGGUCAGAGCAGCAGGCACAACCGGUGUUGUUUCUGCCGCUGUGCUUUCUUCAGAGCACUGAGGGCAACCUUGGCGGCCUCUCGGAAAACGUCCUCCACAUUCUCCCGAAACUUGGCAGAACAUUCUAGGUAGAGGGCGGCUCGGAUCUGUUCGCAGGCGCUCUGACCCUGGGUGGGCGGGAGGGACUGGCAUUAGAUGAGGGGCCUGGAGCAUGGGGCACCUCCUGACACCCCCUCAUGGAUCUGGGGACUUGGAUCUGGCUCUCGGGGGCCGCCCGGGGCGGGGCAGAGGUCUUGGUGUGGAGCCCCCUUCUCCCUAUCCCGGGCCCAGCCCCCACCAGUGUGGGUGGAUGGAACACAAAGGCCUGUCUGGUGUGGCCUGAGGGCUGCGGCUGCUGAGAGAAGCGUCCUGUCCACCUUCAGGCAGAGAGGGGGCCGGAUCCCGACAACUGUGUCUGCCAGGCCUCUGACGAGCUAAGGGCCUCCAGACACAAAGGGCUUCCUACUUGCCUCUCUCCUCUUCUCCAGAGCACAACUAAGGAAACAGCUUGCUAGGAGAGUAAAAACUCUUUCUUCUAACAUUUGCUUUUAUUAAUGCUUCUUUUUAUUAAACUUUCUUACCAGUG